This is a messenger RNA of Gracilinanus agilis (Agile Gracile Mouse Opossum), 1790 nucleotides long. It is a transcript of the gene ST3GAL4, whose product is annotated as ST3 beta-galactoside alpha-2,3-sialyltransferase 4. The record is from RefSeq and is a predicted model, not a curated record. Lineage: Eukaryota; Metazoa; Chordata; Mammalia; Didelphimorphia; Didelphidae. The coding region runs from base 126 to 1112 and encodes 328 amino acids. Gene Ontology annotation, molecular function: sialyltransferase activity. Gene Ontology annotation, biological process: glycolipid biosynthetic process. The transcript is spliced from 11 exons.
CUAGCGGAUCGGAGCGGCGCCCCCGCCCUGACCUGUCCGGCCGCCGGGUCCGCCCCGCCCGGAGGGUGGCCCGAGGCAGCCGAGAUGAGACCUCUCCUUGGGAGCCGUGUUACCUGUUGAGAAACAUGAUCAACAAGUUUCGCUGGAAGAUCUUGGCCGUGCUGGCUCUGUUCCUGGUCAUGGCCUGGUAUUCUAUCUCCCGAGAAGACAGUUUUUAUUUCCCAGUCCAAAUGGAAGGGCUGAAGUGCCCCCAGGGGGAGGUGGAGAAGAAAGCUGCUCAGCUCAUUGGCAACUACUCUCGAGACCAACCCACCUUUUUGCAGUUGAAGGAUUUUUUCUGGAUCCAGAAGACGUCCACCUACCAGCUGCCUUAUGGUGUCAAGGGGAGUGAAGAUGUGCUCCUGCGGGUUCUGGCCAUCACCAAUUAUGCCAUGCCUGAGAGUAUCCAGAAGCUGAAGUGUCUCCGGUGUGUGGUGGUGGGGAAUGGUCAUCGACUGAAGAACAGCUCUUUGGGAAACACCAUUGACAAAUACGAUGUGGUUAUCAGGCUGAACAAUGCUCCAGUGGUUGGCUACGAGGGCGACGUGGGAUCCAAAACCACCAUGCGUCUGUUCUACCCAGAGUCUGCCCAUUUUAGCCCCAAAGUGCAGAACAACCCUGACACCCUCUUGGUCCUGGUGCCCUUCAAGGCAAUUGACUUUCACUGGAUUGAAACCAUCUUGAGGGAUAAAAAUCGAGUGCUAAAGGGCUUCUGGAAACAGCCUCCCCUCAUCUGGGAUGUCAAUCCUAAGCAGGUUCGGAUCCUUAACCCCUUCUUCAUGGAGGUCACUGCUGCUAAACUGCUGAGCCUGCCCAUUCGACCGUCCCGAAAGAUCAAGCAGAAACCCACCACAGGCCUGCUAGCCAUCACCCUGGCUCUACACCUUUGUGAUCUGGUCCACAUUGCUGGCUUUGGCUAUCCAGACUCCUCUAAUAAGAAGCAGACCAUUCACUAUUACGAACAGAUCACUCUCAAAUCUAUGUCUGCAUCAGAACACAAUGUCUCUCAUGAGGCCCUGGCUAUCAAACGGAUGCUGGAAAUUGGAGCCGUCAAGAAUCUUACAUACUUCUGACUUGGGCAAGAACUGUAUCAUUCAAUCUGUGUUCCCCAUUGCCAGAGGACCAACUCUUGGCAUGGCUAUGGGGUGUCCUGGUGCUUGCAAAAUGCCCUUGGACCCAGCCCUCUUCAGAUACAGGGAAAGGGUUCUGAGACCAGCCUAGGGUGGGUUGGGGGCAGUGCCCCAGGCUACACCUGUGAAGUCCAGGGUCCAACAGGUGAGGCCCUGGACUCUUAAUGAAGAGCAUGAGACCGAGUCCAGGAGUUUGGAUUGGUAUUUUCAUGGCCACUUUCCCCACUGGGGUCAAGAGACUGUUUAAUGUUCUAUUUAAUUGGGGGGCUAGGGGGUGGGGUGGCAAGAAGAAUUGAUGCCUCAGCCACAUGAGAAGGAGUUAUGGGCUGGUCCCAGAAUACUCCCAGGAACGUCAGAACCAGGGCCUUCAUGGGCACGCAGUAUUUUUUUCCAUUUUUUUAUACCCACACAAAUGUGAUGGGGCCUUUGAGGCCUGGACUCGAGUACAAACAGCCCAAGAAAAAGGCAAAGAUUCUGGUAAUAUUAUUUUGGGGAAGGGGCUGCUGCCUCCCAGCUGGCAUGGGAGGAGAAUGAAAGCAUGAAGGGGUUCUUCAGAGGAGGGCCCCCAUUUUUUGGAAAUAGGUUUAUUAACCUGUCAUUAAAUAUUUUUCCUCAAAGGAA